This is a messenger RNA of Dibothriocephalus latus, 1128 nucleotides long. The record is from the annotation of a GenBank genome assembly. Lineage: Eukaryota; Metazoa; Platyhelminthes; Cestoda; Diphyllobothriidea; Diphyllobothriidae.
CUCUCAGGUGUUUCCUUUGACGGGGAUAGGGGCUCCGAGGAGGGUCCACGAGCCACUGUUGUUGAGAAAUGCCUUACUCUGCGAGAACUAUGUGAACUGGCCAACUCGCAACGCUUCUUCCCUCCAAUGCGCGAGUGGAUGGAAAAACACUCGACUAGAUUCAACAACUUAUUGGUGACUUGCCUCACAGCGGAACAGCCGGAGGUGGCUCAGGAGGCUUGUCUGGCCUUCGCAUAUCUCGCGCGAAAAUUUAACAAUGCCAUGCAAGGUGGCAUGGAUAAUGUAAUUAACAGUCUCAUCCGUCUACUAGCCGUCCUUAUGGUUCCCAGGGAUAACCAAAUCAGUGUUUACCGAAAGGCUUUGGAACAGCACGCCGACCUCCAGAUGAUAAGAGCUACCCCGCAACCCUUUCAUUUCCCCAGACAGUCGUAUGACUUCACCGAUGUGCACCACCAGCUCAUCUCUUGUGUCUAUUACACCAUAGCAGAUCUUCUUUACAACAUUCCGAGCCCUAGUCUUUUGGUCUUCUUCGAAUGCCGAAUCUUUCGCCGCAGGGAAAUGACCCGAACGUUGCUCUUUAGGAUCCUGAACAGUAUUUCUCAAAACAUAUCUGACCUGCGGGAGCAUGCCGAAAGUCUGGAGAAACCUAUGCCGCCGAAGGAGGACGAAGCGGCGUUCACUGCAGAGACCGCGAGGCGGGCUAAAAUAGCGGAAGUCUGGGAUCGGCUGCCAGGGCGAAUGUACACCGAGAUAUUACGGGCCUAUCAUGACUAUAAUGCCAUGAACAAAGAACUAAUUUUGGAAAUAAUGGAGUUCCUCAGGGCCAGCUCACGCAUAAAACUUGCCAUAUUUGAUGAGGAAACCAUCAGAGCGCUGGAACUUUAUACGGGACAUACAGCUGAGGGCCAUGCCAACGAAACCAUGAAGAUAAAGAGACCGUCGAAACGAAUAUCCGUCUCCGAGAAACCACAAAAUCUGGAAUUGAACCUAGCCGAUGAUGAUCUCGAUGAAUAUGAGGAAGACGAGUCCAGGUUCGACAGUGAGCCGGACAAUGAUCCUCAGACCUGGAGACCGAGCGUAGUACCUGAUAAGCUCCCUAGUUUUUUCAACUACGACGAUGGGGCGUAA